This is a messenger RNA of Monodelphis domestica (gray short-tailed opossum), 12178 nucleotides long. RefSeq names its product MINDY lysine 48 deubiquitinase 2 (gene MINDY2). Gene Ontology annotation, molecular function: cysteine-type deubiquitinase activity; K48-linked deubiquitinase activity; cysteine-type carboxypeptidase activity. Gene Ontology annotation, cellular component: cytosol; cell periphery. The record is from RefSeq and is a predicted model, not a curated record. Lineage: Eukaryota; Metazoa; Chordata; Mammalia; Didelphimorphia; Didelphidae. Gene Ontology annotation, biological process: protein K48-linked deubiquitination.
UAUCAUUUUUCAUUUUAUUUCCUUCAUGAGUUUUUUUUAAUUCCAAUUUUGAUAUAUAUCUUCUGUCAUGGCAUGAGGAAUAUCAAAAUAUGUAUUGCAUAACAGCACUAAUAUAAUCUAUAUCAGACUAUUUACUGCCUUGGGGAAGAGUGAAAGGAGAGAAUCUGAACUUCAAAAUGUCAAAUAACAGUUAUCAAAAAUUGAUUCUACAUGUAACUGAAAAAAUUAAAAAGUUAAAAUAACUACAUAUGCUUUGAGGAUUGCAAAACGUGCUACAUACACUGUCAGAAUCACUUAUAUUGUUGUUUUAAAUGUAGACAAAUAAUUAUUUUGGAUUCUCUUGCCCAUUAAAGUAAAUAUUUGAGCAUUUUAAAUGUAUGGCUAAGACAUGAAAGUCUUUUAAAAAUAUUUUCUAAUAUCUAUAGUUGGGCUUUCUUUUAGAAAGGGCUUUUACUGUCCUUUUUGUAUGCAUUAAAGUUAUAUGAAAUUAAACACAUUUAUUACAUGUCUUAUUAACUCUUGUCUUAAAUAAUAUUUAAAACCUAUUCACAAAGUGCUUUUAAGUUUACAGAGCCAUUUCUUCACAAGUCUCUGGGCAGACAGUUCAAAUAUCAUCACUAUUUUAUAAAUUUUGAAGUUAAUAAAGUCAGAAUUGAAACCCAGUUGUCUUGAUUCAAAGUCUAACAGUCUUUCUAUUAUGCCAUAUUGGUUUUCAAGAAGUAAUUUUGAAAUCUGUCACUGCUCUAUUUUCCCAUAAUUGAUCAAUCAUGGGAGAAGAGAAGGGAAUAAGCAUUUAUAUGGUGCCUACUACUGUCAGGUAUUAUGCUAAGUACUUUACAAAUAUGAGAUUUUUUAAUUACUAUUAUGAUACAUAUUUUACAGUUUAGGAAACUGAAGACAAAAACAUAAGUUACAUAAAUCACUUAAGGUCAUACAGUCAGUAAGUGUACUUAUUAUACAGUACUUUCUUCACAAGUCCUAUGCAGUAAACAGUGCAAAUAUUAUUUCUAUUUUAUAAAUUUUGAAGUUUACAAUAAAAGUCUGAAUUGAAACAGUGGUAUCCUGAUUCCAAGUCUAGCUUUACAAGAUGAAUGGAAAGACAGGAGGCCAGAUUAUGAAGUGUAAUGCCAGAAAUUUGGAAUUCUUUAAAUAAACAACUGAUACACACACACAUUUAUUUGAGGGACCUGGCCCUCUCAACAAAUAGGAUUCCAGACUUUCAAAACAGUCUGAGAUCCUGACCUUAUCUAGAGUGCAGUAUCCCCUUCAAUAUUCAGUCUUAUAUGCCUAGGAAGUCCAGGCAGCAGGGAGUUUUUUAUUUCAUUGGUAGAUUCCAAAUUUUGGCACUUAUUACAUAAAUCCUAUUAACAUUUGUCAUAAAUAAUAUUCAAAACAUACUCACAAAGUACUUUAAAAGUACCCAUUUCACAUUGUUACCAAACAAUAAGGCGGGCAUAUAGGAACCAGCCCAUCUAUACUCCAUCCUUAUGGCAAACCAACUCAUCUAUACUCCACCCUCAGACCCUCUCCUCAGAACACCCACUUUUAGUAAUGGGUCCUGGCUACCCUAACAACAGACCCUGAGCUUAUAUGGUUGGGUAAGGUUGCAGGUUCUUAGGACCAGCCUUUUGGCCAGAACUGCCUGGAUGGGUCAUGAGGAAGUGACAUAGGGUGAAUGAGCUUUUCAUAUAUCUCAGGACUUUUCAUAAAGCUUGUGACAUAUCUAUGAUAUAAUGCCAAAAUGUGGCCUAAGGUGAGCGCUUCUUUCUCUAAACUUACAAGUCAUACUGACAGGUUAUGAAAUUUUAUAUAAAAUUUAACAUGAAAGGAAAGAACCUAGUCAACUGUAACUUACAUCUAAUUACUCCUAAUUAAGUUGUACUUUAGGAUUAUUUUAUCUUUAAAAGCAGUACCUAGGAACUAAUAUCCACCCCUAUAGAAUCACAUUAAACUGGGAAAUACUAAUAAAAUGAUUGAUCUAAGAUGGGCCGGGCUUCCUAAAAUAGGGUAGAGGUCAUUAUUAUUUCUCAAAAUAGCUUUGAAAGCCACAAAAUUUUGCAUUUGAUUGUGAAGGUAAUAGGGAGACCUUGGAGUUUAUUGAGUGCCAUGAUCAGACCAGAGCUUUAGAAAGAUCAAUUUGACAUCUGAGUGGAGGAAUAACUUAAGCAGGGAAAUUUAAAGCAGGGUAAAAUGGUUAAAUACACACACACACAAUCCCCCAAGGGGAAAGGAAGAAAAAACUUUCCCACAGCUUUUUAUCAGGAGAGCUACUUAAUAUCAAAGUGCUUGCUCUAAGUGAGUUUUUUGAAGAGAGAAAAAUCAUUAAUCUGAUCCAUUGGCAGGAAAAUGAAACUAGCAAAUACUUCAUUCUUAAGCAACCUUUUUUGUUUUGUUUUGAGUUUCAGAAAACAAUAAAAAAUGAGCGUUAAACGGGAAGAAAGUUCGGGAAAUCCAUGAUUCCGGCCAGACAACUUGUAUAGAACGAUCCUGGAACCCUCUGCAGGAACCAAGGAGAAAGGGAAUUCGUUGCUUUUUUGUUUGCGGCUAAAGCUGACAGAUAAGAAACAAUUUCCUCAUUGCAGGCCAAGUGGGAAAGAGUCGAGGUCGCCAAACCGCAGUGAUUCGAGGAAUUCCGGAGAAUGCUUUUCAGUUUUUGGCCCGAGUGAGUAACCCCGAAUUUUUGUGGACGCACGGACCACAGCAAUCUCCCGGGACUUGGACGCUUCAGCGGAGAGGUAGUUUCUGCAGUGGGUCAAGACCGAGCCCAAGUGUUCUCCACGUGUCAAGAAGGAGAACCGGAGUCUCUGGCACUGAUAUGGGGGACUUAGUGGCGUGGGCGACCAUGUCCUCCUUGCCACCUCCAGAACCCUUCUCUUUGUCAACCCAGAACCGGGACAGUGGAAUGAUCAAACGCCUGCUACUCAGUCCUGAGUCAAUUACUCCGUUCCCCGACACAGAUUUAAAGACAAACAAACGAACAGCGGGGUGAAGCGGGAAGCACAGCUACCUCUUCUCCGAACAAGCCCGGUUGCCCCAGGGUUCAACUUCCUGCCCGAGAAUAUGUUUUCCUAUCCAAGCAGCAGAAUUCCCAGCGACGACGAUAACCUCUAGGGCGCGGACCGGCGCGCCUACGUCCUACCCCCUCCGCUCUCAGUGAAGGGUGGGGCAGUACAUGCCUAACUCGGUCGUGAGGGAAUCGGGGGCGCGCCCGUAAGCGGUCGGGGCGGUGCUCUUCAGGCUGCACCUUCUUCUCCCUCUCUUCUCGCAUUUUUUGAACCCGUCCCUUAGCCCUCUAUCCUAUCAUCGGGUGCGCUGCCACGAAGAGGAGCGCCCGGAACCGGCAGGAAAACUGACAGAAAGGGACUGGAAGGGAGAGGACCGAGGAACCACGCCUUCACCCUCCCCCUCCUCCUCCGCGCACGCGCUCUCGCCAUACACCCCCGUGACGUUCCGUGCCGAGGCGCUGUAACCGCCUGUGCCGCUGUCAUGGCGUCUACACCUCUGACUGAAGAGAAGCUGCCAAGAUCUAGAUAGAGUCAGGAGCUGGCGGCUCGGCAUGGAGAACAGCCCCGAGAGCCGGCAGCUGCUAGGACACGGGGCGGAGACGGCCGCGGCGCCGACAGCAAGGGCGGUUUUUCUUGAGGGAGAGGCAGAAGAAAACAGGAUCAGUGCCGGACACAGCCCUGAGGUGAAGCUGUCGGCAGAGCCUAGCACCGCCCGCGAUGAGCAGGGGGCGGCGGCCGGCCUCGGGAACCGCCCGCAAACGCAUUCUCUCGGGGUCACCGCUCCCGCAACCGCCGGCUCACUGCCCGGGUCGGAGCAGAAGCACAACGGAGAGACUCCCGCGGCCUUGGAGGCGGCUCCGAGAGGGCAGCACAAGGUGACCGCUGCCUCGGAGAAAGCCGAGGCCGGAGAAGGAGCGGUUCCCGCGGGGACAGGUCCGCCUGCGGCGACGAGGGAUGCGGGUGGCGGCCUGAGCAGCAGCAGCACCUCCAGCAGCCCCAGCAGCAGCAGUCCCAGCAGUAGCACCGUCCCGAGCCCUCCCGGGGAAUCGCCGAGCUUGGAUUCCCUGGAGUCGUUCUCCAAUCUACAUUCUUGUCCUAGCAGCUCUGAAUUCUGCAGUGAGGACGGGCCUGAGGCCAAGGGUCCGGAGGAGGAGGAGACCAAGUCGGGAGGAGCUGCCCCUCUCUGUAAGGAGGAGGGAGAGACCGCUCAGGUGCUGUUGGCCUCCAAGGAACGCUUCCCGGGACAGUCUGUGUAUCAUAUCAAGUGGAUCCAGUGGAAAGAAGAGAACACGCCCAUUAUCACCCAGAAUGAAAACGGACCCUGCCCUUUGCUGGCCAUCCUCAAUGUAUUGUUCCUGGCGUGGAAGAUAAAACUGCCACCAAUGAUGGAAAUCAUAACUGCUGAACAACUGAUGGAAUAUUUAGGAGAUUACAUCCUUGAUGCAAAACCAAAAGAAAUUUCAGAAAUUCAACGUCUAAACUAUGAGCAGAAUAUGAGUGAUGCUAUGGCAAUUCUGCACAAACUACAGACAGGUCUGGAUGUAAAUGUGAAAUUCACUGGUGUCAGAACAUUUGAAUAUACUCCUGAGUGCAUUGUGUUUGAUCUUCUUGAUAUUCCAUUGUACCAUGGAUGGUUAGUGGACCCUCAGAUGACUGACAUCGUGAAAGCAGUUGGUAAUUGCAGCUAUAACCAAUUGGUGGAGAAGAUAAUUUCCUGUAAGCAAUCAGACAGCAGUGAGCUGGUUAGUGAAGGCUUUGUAGCUGAGCAGUUUCUAAAUAAUACAGCCACUCAACUGACAUAUCAUGGAUUAUGUGAACUUACGUCAGCAGUUCAGGAAGGAGAACUUUGUGUAUUCUUUCGGAACAAUCAUUUUAGCACCAUGACCAAAUACAAGGGUCAACUAUAUUUGCUGGUAACAGAUCAGGGCUUUCUUACUGAAGAAAAAGUUGUUUGGGAAAGUCUACACAAUGUAGAUGGUGAUGGAAAUUUCUGUGACUCAGAAUUUCAUCUGAGGCCUCCCUCAGAUCCAGAAACUGUCUAUAGAGGACAACAAGAUCAAAUUGAUCAGGACUAUUUUAUGGCCCUGUCUCUACAACAAGAACAGCAGAACCAAGAGAUCAACUGGGAACAAAUUCCAGAAGGAAUCAGUGAUCUGGAGCUAGCCAAGAAACUCCAAGAGGAAGAAGAUAGGCGAGCCUCCCAAUAUUAUCAGGAACAAGAGCAGGCAGCUGCUGCAGCAGCUGCUGCUGCUGCUGCUGCUGCUACUGCUGCUGCAGCUGCUGCACAAGCCCAGCAAGGCCAGCCAGCACAAGUAACUGCCUCUUCAUUAAGUGGAAGACAAUCUGGGAGUAAUGAACGUAAACGCAAAGAACCUCGAGAAAAAGACAAAGAAAAGGAAAAGGAGAAAAAUAGUUGUGUAAUUCUGUAACAGGUGUUAAUUCUAUUGGAGCCAAGUACUUGCCCUGAGAAACAAAACCAUGGGAUGAAAGGAAGAAAAACCGUUCCAUACCGUCUGUGCCUGAUUACCCAAUGGAUUUUGUUCAUGUUUUAAAAGGAGAAGUUGUUACUUAGUUACAAUCAGACUCUGAGAGUUGCACAAUGCACUCAUUGUGAGCUGGAAUUCCUUGUUACAAGUUGGAAGCAUCUGUAUCGUCGAUCAUGAAAAAUACUGCACUUUGUAGCUGAAUGCAAAUCACAGCAAGUUUUGUGUCAUAGUGACAUUUAUUACUUAUCAGCUUGUAAGCUAUCUCAUCUUCUGUUCUAACAAUGAAAGGAGAUAAUUGGUUUUGUCAGGUUCCUUCCUGAAAUCAAAAUAUUAACAUAAUAAUUUAAAAAUUAAUUUCCCUCAUGUUUUAUUUAUGACCAGACCUGGAUAAAAGCAUAAUUGCCUGUAAGAAGCUAGGCAAAUCAUUUCUUAAGUGCUCAGUGCUUUAAAUAUUGGAAUUUUUUUUUCAAACCUGCAUUAUGUAUUGGGACAUUGAUGCCAUUGCCCAUUUAUUUUAAUUACAGAGAAUUAAGAAUGGAGCCUCAUUUGAUUAAGAUGAGAUGAGGGUAGCCAAAAUGAAGAUCUAUAUUCCCUUUUCCCACAAUACACAACCGAGUAUAAUAUUAAUACUCAGCUUGUCAGGAUAGCUAGAAAUGAUUUUAUAAUUCUAUGGAAGUUUUUUGGUUUGGUUUGGGUUAGCAUUCAUUAUUUUAGGCAAAUUGGACCACACAGUUCCUAUUUAUUGAUUACAUGAUAAGCAACUAGUGUGAGGAAACUAGAAUGUAUAAUAAUAGUCUUGUAGAAAUGCAAAUGUAGGAAACCAGAAUUAACUAAAUAUCUGCCUUUUUUCAUAAAUACCUUGAACCUUAACACUAAUAUUAUGUCCACUUGCCCAAUUAAGCAAGUAAAUAUAAAUAUUUUUUUAAAAUCAUGAAUAAAUAAAAGCACACUUCAGAAUGGAAUUUUGAGAGGUCCAGAUAUUCUCUUAGUCUGGUAGAAAGGCACUCAUUUGUAAUAUUACUGUCUUAUUUUAAUCACUAGUUAGAAUUUUGGGAAACUUAUGUAGAAGCAAUCAGAUUUUCUAAUUUAUGGGAACCAAAUAAAUAUGUAAUAGUUAUUAAUCUUUAUAGGAUUCAGAAAGAGAAUAUUUGUUGAACUUUAUUAUGAGGGAAUCAUAAAUUCUCCUAUAUUUCCAGAUAAAAUUAAGAAAAUAAUUAUCUUAAUAGUCUUUUUGAUAAGCUUUCAACUAGCAGUCUGUUUUAGUCAUUUUUGAAAAAAUUGUUGCUGUUCCAGAAAGUGUUGUGAUUCCCAGUUAAGCCUAGGUAAGUACAUUUACUUAAGAACAUCAUAACUUGUACUAAACAUCCAUCUGGAGAUUAACUUUUCUGGUUUGGGUUGACGACAGGCUGCUUUUUAAAAGUAGUCUAGAUUUUUAAUGAUGACUCCUUUAGAUAACACCAUGAUCAAAAACCAAGUGUAAUAUAAUUUCUUAUAAAAAAGUAGAAUCUUAUUUAUGGAAGAAACAAUUCUCUUAGACAAAGUCCAGGGUCAAGCUGAGUCAUUAGAUCCCUCUAUAGUGCAUAUCUUUUGUGCAUUAUAAGAGUCACUGUACCUGAAACUUUCCUAUACUAACAAACAGUUGAAGACCUUGUUUUGGAUAUAAAACUUUGAUAUACAAUGUUUUUUGGAUCUCUUGCUAAUUAUUGGCAAUUAUUCAUACAUUGAUAACUUAAUAAAAUAUCUGACAUCCUUCUCUGUAGAAUUAGAUUAGCUUCCAUCCUAAUGCUGAAGCUGUCAAAUUUAUACUUGAUACUAGACUAACAAACACCAUGGUUUAUUUUCUUUACCCAAAAGAGAUAGUAACAGUAUGUUAUAUUAGAGUGACAAAAAAUUAAAAACAAAAGAUUUGAGAAAAACCAACCUAUAACUAAUUCAGAUUUUGCCACAAUCAUGUACUUAUAUUUAUUUAUUGCAUUUGAAAAAAUAAAUAUGUAAAAGUUAAUCAUUAUUUUCCAUUUUUUCCAAAGAAAAUACUGCCAUUCUACAUUCCCAAUGAAAAAUUAUUCACUUAAACCAGCACAAAUAUAUCCACGCAAUUUCAAUGUGUAAUUAAAGGAAAAUAAUGAAGACUUAAUGUUUGUUAAUACCACAGUUUUAUAUAUAGUAUUUCCAGGUCUUUUUUACAUUCCUGAAAUUCAGUUUGAUGUAUUAGGGGUAAUAAUGUAAAUGUUCUUUUUAAUUAUAAUAGAAAGUAAAGGAAAAAAAUAAUGUCCUGUGCCAUUAAAAGACAAAACCAAAAAAAAUCCUUUCCAGAUAUUUUUAUUUCCCUUCAGUGAAGAGGUUACCAAGAAUUUCAGAGCAGCCCUAUCUUAAUUUUCAUAUUUCAUAUUUUUCUCCACAGAUUUUUAUUAUUCAGACAUUGAGUUGCUGGUUUGGGGGUCUUUGGAUUUGAUAGUUGUAUACUGUAGUAUUUCCCUGACAGCCCACAGCAUCCUCUGUGGGUUGCAUCUUAAGAGAAAUUAAAGGAAUCUGAUCACUUAGUUUGUGAUGCAUGAAGAAUCUAUUCUGCAUUCAAGAAAUCCUUAUCAUUUGCUGGCAAAGGAGGCAGGGCAGAAUGGACACAGGGACUGGGCGGACUUACUACAGGCCUUCCCCCAAGUCACUAAUGAGUUAUUGCUGGCAACAGCACUUGGCUCCUCCCACCUCUGGGUGCAGGUCAGACAGAUAACAGAGCUCUCCUGGGCUUCCUGAUAAUGGUGUUGUAAGCAUUCCCAAUUCACUUUAUGGUUUUACCUCUAAGGAUCCCUUCUCUCUGUGUACAUGCCUGUAUGCACACAUAUACACACACACUCUUAAUCCACCCCCCCCAACACCCAGAGGUGCUGAACCACAUUUAUAAAGGUGACCUUCACCCCCAGCUGCUGCCCUUCCCUGGGGGAGAUGAAUGUCAUUAGUGAGGCUUCAGUUUACAGGGAGGAUUUGGAGCAUGCCUUGUUUUUCCUAUUGCACAUUCUGUGUCCUUGGCUGACUGUCCUAUAUUAUGGACAGAACCCUUUUAGUCUCCAUCUGCUCAAAUUUGUUAAUAUUAAAUUAGCUGACAGUAGUUUGGACUUAAAAGCCAUAACAUGAUUUAUGUAAAUUGUUUUGGUUCUGAGCAUUAUGUUUGUGAAUCAUGGAUUAGAGCUUUGUUCGCCUAGCCUAAGGGCCUUGUUGUGUAGGCCAGUUUAAGAUCUUUACAGAAAGUUGAUUUUAGACUAGGAAAAGAAAGCUAGUUGAUCUCAUUCAAAAAUUACACAAAGCUUUUGUAAAACUGCAAAAGAAAGAUUUAUGAUAAGAGAAUUUCCAGAGCAAUGCCUACACAGUCAUACUAUUAGUAAAAUAAAUUUCAUACUGCCUUUCAAGUGCUUUCUUUUAACAUUUUCCUGUUCCAUGUGCCAGGUGAUUCCAAGGCCACAAAAAGGAAGGCUUAUAUGCUUUAAAUCAGAGUUCUCUGCUAGCCACACAGUAAUGUAAUUGCAAAUCUGAUGUUAAAACUUGUUAGUAUCUGAUAUAAUUUAAUGAGCCACCUAAGGUAUUUGUACAGUUUUUUGGUAGAGAAAAAGUAGUUUCGUCUUUAACAGAGCUAAAAAUCUAGAGUCCUGAGAUGUGUUUUGGUUCUAAAAGGUAGCCUUUCUACCUUUCUUUGGUCAAAUAGAUAAACUUCCUGUGCCUCAGUUUUAAUCUAUAAAUGGAAACAAUCCUUGUUUGUCUUUUGGACCUACAAGAAAAUGGCACAGUAUAAGCACAAGGUAUUAUUUAUAGUAGUUAUAUGUCUUGUACACUUUUAACUGAAGUGCUUUUUGAAAACUGUUUUCCAUUCAACCAUGUCAUUGUGGAGUAAAAUUGCUUGGUGAAAGAUUUGCUUCCAAGUCAGCUUUUUUUUUGGUAGUCAUAUAUGUUGUAUUAUCUUCUCUUGUUAAAAUGUGGCAUUUCCCUAAAGUAUUUUUCAGAAUGUUUUUAUACUGUGAAGGGUGCAAUGAAAGAUUGGGCCUAUCAAAAUUGGGGGCAUCUGGUGGGAAUCAUUUAGCAAUCUAUUUUUUAUUCAGAUAUCUUUCAUAGAUUAAAAAAAUAUUUAAAUUAUCUAUGCCUACUGUCCAAUGGAAUAGUCAUCAAGAUGCAAGUAUGUGUAUACUGAUUUUUGUACAAAUGGAAAGACAAAUGUCUCUCUCCACUUAGAGUCCCUUGUGGAUUUGUCUGCCUUCUAUUCUUCAAGUGUUCUCAUUAUCAUUCGUAUGUCUAAUGGUUGGUGUAAAAUUUUUUUAAUAAAGUGUGGUUAAAUUCUUGGGUGUUUUUUUUAAGUGACUGCAGAUAGUAAAACAACUUGAUGGAAUCUGAUAUUUCUUGCUGAAUCCUUACAGUUAAUUGGACCAGAUAAGUCAUCAUUCAGUGAAUUUCUAAGCAAAAAUCCUAGACUAAGCUAAAAUUUAGUUUUCCUUAGCCCUUAAACAGAAUCAGAAUUAUAAUUUGAUAUCCUAAUGUGAUUCCUGAUAUUGAUGCUUUUUUAAUAUUGAGCAGCACUAGAAAUACUAGGGGGGGAAAAACUUAAAACAAUAAAGGGGAAUAGAUGUUUAAAAUACAUUUCUAUAUCUAUACAGUUAAUAUAUAAUCUGUUUCUCAUCCACAGUAAGAAAUACAAUAGUACUGUUUCUUUAGAUAGGAGUUAACAGAUUAUGUUUUCUUUAAGAAAGAAGUAAGAUGACUAUCUUUAAACAGCACAAUUAAAAGACAUCCUACAUCUUUUUUUUUUAAUUAGACUAUCUGAGCAAAACAAAAAACUUCCAAACAUUAUGAUGACUGCAUGAUCCAAGAUUAAAAAAAAAGCCACUGGAUCACAUCCUAGGCCAAUAGCAUUUUUUGUUUAAAUCAGAGUAUUGAGAUUCAAAUUAAUGCACUUUUUAGUUAAUAAUGAUAUUGCCUUUGAUAGGAAUUUGAAUUUAACUACAUUUUCUCCCAACCUCUUAUUUCUAAGUAUGCUAUAUCCCUUUUCGUUGUAAGUUAGGCUCAGAAACAAAGAAGGUAAUAAUAUAAUAUUGUAAAUGUAAAGUCAUCUCAGAUCUCCUACCUAUUAUCCUAAAACAUCUCAUUCUUAUCUUCAUGUAGAUGUACAAGGGCUUCGUUCACUACUGCUGUAGGUAAGAAAUUGACAUACCAGAACAGGAGUAAAAAAGUCUGAGCUUUUAAACACUCUUCAGGUAUGAAAAUACAGUGUCAUUUGCAAAAAUAAAUCUGGAGCAUAAUGUUGAAUGUUCCUGUUGAAUCUCAAAUUAAUACCGUUUCAAUAAAUAUCUUAGAAUUGUUUUAGUUAACAUUAAACUUUAUAGUCACUUUUACUUUUAAAAUUACUUGCUUUUUGAUUAGGGCAGACUCUAUCCUAAAGUUUGUGAGAAAUGUAGUGGGCUAUUACCCCACCCCCCUUUUAGGUUUAAAAGUAAAACAAAAAACUUAUGCUUUUUGUUUUUAACACAUUUUUAAACUACAGAGUUCAAAGAGGCAGUCAGUCUUGGGGCAUGGAUGGUAAGUAGAGAAUUUCUAAGUAAUUCUAAUUAAUGGAAUAUAUUUUAAGAUUGACAGCCAUUGAUGUGUGAAGGACACUACACAAUCUUAAGUCAUAGUUUGGUGGAUAAAAUAUUGUUCUAUGAAGUAACCACUUUGUUAUCACAUGUAUGACCCAAUUCCACAGGUUCUAAGGUAGAUAAUGCGAUUGAUGAUUCAUUCUGCAUUUUGUAAUUAAUGAUUCAGCAAGACACUAAUAUUGACUCUACAGAUCAGACUUACUUUCAAAGGUCUGUCCCUCAAAUCUUUGAAAUUCAAAAAGAAAAACCGGUUGUUUCAAGUUUUUCUUUCUGCAGAACACUUGUAAAUAUACUGUGGCACACUCUUAAGACGUAUAAGAUGGGAUAGAGUGAAGAAUUAGUGGGAGCAAAACAGUGAUCAUCUUGGGGGAUGGAAUGAAAAGAGGACAGGGGUGUAGGAGCAUUUCUCUCUCAUCCUCUGUUCAGUUCAUUUAGAUCAGGAAACUUCCACCAUAUACCAAGGAGAGAGCAGGACUUUCUGGUACACAAGCUGCCACACAUUUUUCAAAGAUGUUAGAAAUUGGAAUUUUUGGCUGAAAAAGCCAUUUGUUGUUCAUCUCCCAGCUCCUCUCUUAAUUUCUCAAGAACACUGACUGCUAACUUCUGAAAUUUAUGCUUGGAAUUUCCAUAUACUAGCUGUAAUCCCAGUGAAUUUUUUAAAAAAUAGCAACUCCAAAGAUAACCCAUAAGAGUUUUCUCUUAAAUUGUCAGACUAUCUCUCAAAGUUGAACUAAAGUUCUGAUUGUUCUAAGUAGUAAUUGUGCUAAAAACUACAUCAGACUAAAAUGAAUUAUGGUAAAUGUUUUGAGUUUUGCUUUUUGAAGCAUAUUCCUUUUUUUAAAAAAGUAAUAUUGGACUUAAAUUGGAAAGUAUAAAAUUAUACUCCUGUGACUGCAAGGAUUAUUCAGUAUUGGAAUCUAAUUUCAUGUUUACUGUUGUUACAAAAAUGUCAUUGUUAGAUAAAAUGUUGGAUUUUUGUAAAUAUAACUUAAAAUUGUAACCAGUGAAUAAUAUCCUUAGUAUUUUUUAUUAUAGAUUAUAUUUUAUUUCAAUAAACUUUGAUAUUCAGACCAAA